UUUGUUACAAAGUAAUUUGGUAACAAACCAAUUUACGAUUGCCUACUAAAUUUUGGGCAAAUUUUAGCGCGCGCUAAGUUCAACAUGCACGUUGAUAGCCGGACAGCGAUGGAGAAAAUGAGUGUGAAACUAGUUAGAAGACCUAGCGGUUUUGAUUUUAGUGUGAAAGGUGGUGCAGAGCAUGGAGUUCCCAUUAUCGUAUCGGCUGUUGAAAAAGGUGGUGCUGCUGACGGUUACUUGGAGGAGAACGAUGAAAUCCAGGCAGUCAACAACCAGUCUCUAAACGGAUUUACACACCAACAAGCCGUGCAGGUGCUUCGAACAGCAGGAAGUGAAGUGUGUCUGUUGAUCAUACGUCACAAGGAAGUCACAUCUUCAUUGAAAAAUGAGACAGAACGUACCGAGAUGAUGGAAAAGUUUGCGACAAUGAGGGAAAAGAUACGAAGUCAGACGAGCAGGACAGUUUCGAGCGACAACAUGAAGCAUGCGCCUCCUGCACGACCGUUUCCUAAGGAAUUGCAGUCACGGCUUGUUGCACACCAACAAAGGAAUCAUGUGGAAGCUAAACAGCAGGAGCCCAUUCCUCAAAUCUUGCAUCAGAACUUCUCAAGUAAAAAAGACAAGGCAAUUCCGGUGCUUCCUCAAGGUUGGUCUCUCAAAGAAGACGAAAAGACAAAGAGACAAUAUUACGAGAAUCACUUUACUCAAAUAUCAACCUGGACUGACCCGAUUUCGCUUCCUAAGAUGCCAUCGUUACAAGAGUGUGACUGGAGAGGACUUUUGCCUCGAUGGGAGGAAUGCAGGGAUGAGUUUGGGUGCAUCUAUUAUGUUAACCAUGAUAACAAGACUACACAUUGGAACUCUCCUCGUGAUACACGACAGCUGGAGUUGGUGCGCGGUUUAGUGACUGAUAUCAAUGACCAAAGAAAGAAACUUCGGUUGAAAGAAGUCGAACUUGGAAGGAAAAGAAGUGCUCUACUUGAGAAGAACAGCGAGCUCAAAACAUGGAGUCAAAAACGAACACACGCCAUGGAAUCAAUGAGUGGCAAUGAGGUUGUCAGUGAACAGAUUGGUAACAUAGAACAAGAGAUGGCCACCGUAGUUGAAGGAAUAAUGAAGAUGAACGAGGUGAUAGAAACAUUGGAUUCUGAACUAACAACAUUAAGAAAUCAUUUAAGAAAUGUAGAAAAGGCAGCCUCAGUGUCGUUCCACGAGGUGAGCGAACUGGAAAACGGUCAGGCUGAGACGGCAAUGAUACUAGCCGAACAGCUGGUGCAAUCGUAUCAACAAUCAGAGGCCGCUCAACGACAACAACUCGUUCUCAUUCAUAAACUAGAAUCAUUACGAAAGGUGGGUGCGGUCAUACAGAGUGGGACUGCGGCGUUUACACCCGAACUGUCGCUGAACUACUUACUGCAGUUGCCGGGAAGGAAGUCGUCGGACGAGACGAAUGUUGAUGGUCUCCAUCUGUUGCCCGACGAACGAACCGUGAAAACGAACAUUGAGAUGAGAGUCGAUCGACUGUUGCUAGAUAAAUGUAGUUGUAGAUAUCAAUCGGUUUGUCAGAGAUUGGAGACGAUGUUUGAUCGUGUUGAGUCGGAUGUGACUGCAUGGGACGAUGUCAUAGACGAACUUUCCGAGUUGGAAAUUCUUGAUGUGCAUCAGACGUGGAUUCAGCUGACAUUCAAGGACAAGGUCGGCAAGCUGUUGUCCGGUGAGUAUUGACCAAUCGUGUAUUGUAUACAUACGAUCACAUGUGACAUCAGAUUGUACGAUUCGUAUAUGCAUGAUGUCAGAUGGAACGAGAGAUGUUGUUCUAUUGUAUUGCAUUAGUUCUUGUGUUCUAAAUCAUAAAUAUUAAUAGAACAAUUUUUGCUUUUCUUAAUAUGUCGGAUUCCAUUGUUGAACAUGGUAACCAA
Corticium candelabrum is the source of this 1919-nucleotide messenger RNA. Its product is annotated as protein KIBRA-like. Gene Ontology annotation, molecular function: protein binding. Gene Ontology annotation, cellular component: cytoplasm. The record is from RefSeq and is a predicted model, not a curated record. Gene Ontology annotation, biological process: signal transduction. Lineage: Eukaryota; Metazoa; Porifera; Homoscleromorpha; Homosclerophorida; Plakinidae. The transcript has 10 exons. Bases 85 to 1725 code for a protein of 546 amino acids.